AGAAAUGCCUGUGUGAAUAAACAUCGAGGGCUGCGGGCCACGUUUCUGAGAAAGAUGUGCGUUUACAUUUUGGUUCUCAUCUAAGUCAAGAAAAUGAGUGCCGGGUUUGGCUUCGGGCAGCCUUCUGCUCCUUUUACCUUCGGAGAUCAGAAGACCACAGCCGCCGCAGCCGCACCCGCCCCUGGUACCGGCUUUGGGAUGACAAGCUCCGCACCUACAGCCACCGGUGGUGGCUUCGCCUUCGGCACCCAGCCCACCCAGGCCAACGCUAACACCGCCGGCGGUUUCAGUUUCGGCACACCAGCCAAGAGCACACCUGCUGCUGGAGGAUUUGCUUUUGGCACCCCCGCCAACACUACAUUUGGUCUCGGCACGCCUGCUCAAACUACAGCAGGAGCGGGGAUGACUAUGGGUUCCACGGCAGUUCCAGCGGCGGGGUCAGGGUUCGCACUGGGCGCCGGUCUGACCUCACAGACCACCGCUGCCGCUGGCGGCUUCAGCUUCGGGAAUGCUACUCAGCCUCCACCCCAGCUCCAAUCCCAGCUCCAAUCCCAGCUCCAAUCCCAGCUGCAACCCCAGCUUCAACCCCAGCUUCAACCCCAGCUUCAACCCCAGAUGCAACCCCAGAUGCAAUCCCAGUUGCAAUCCCAGCUCCAAUCCCAGCUCCAAUCCCAGCUCCAAUCCCAGCUGCAAUCUCAGCUGCAAUCCCAGCUCCAAUCCCAGCUCCAACCACAGCUCCAACCUCAACCCCAACUUGCUGUCACAACAGCACCUGCAGCAACAGCAGCAUCAGGUGGCCUCAACUUUGGAGGGUUCAGUUUUGGAAAUACAAAGGUCCAGAUGACCACAGCUGCUGCCUCUACUGCCCCUUCAGGGGGAGGCUUCAGCUUUGGUACCACUGCUCCCUCCACCCUCACACUGGGCACCCAGCCUCAGCCAGUCUCAACCGCUGCAGCCACAACAGCGACUCAAGGUGGAGGAUUUGCCUUUGGGAUUAAACCGUCAUCAACCCCAGCUCCUCCUGCAUCGACCCAACCAGCUCCAGCCCCAGCUCCAUCUCUAGGUCCCUCUCUCUUUGCAGCACCUUUCACCACAGCUACUGCUGCUGCAACAGGCACAGGCUUCACUUUGGGUUCAGUCGCAACAUCAGCAGCAAGCGCUGCUCCUGCAACAACCACAGCAGCUGGUGGAGGUCAGGCUUUCAUGCUCAAACCUUUGGGAGCAUCUACCGCCUCCUCCAUCUCUGCUCCUGUUCCUACUGCCUCAACUGUGGCUGCCACAAUAGGUGCUGCAACAGGUGCUGCAGCAGGCUUCACACUGGGGAUCAAAUCUGCAUCUGGGUUAAGCACCACAACAACUGCCACAGCCACAACAAUCACAACUGCAGCUCCUCCAGUGAUGACCUAUGCCCAGCUAGAGGGUCUUAUUAACAAAUGGAGUCUUGAGCUGGAAGACCAAGAGAGGCAUUUCUUACAGCAGGCAACUCAGGUGAAUGCCUGGGACCGCAUGUUGGUGGAGAAUGGAGAGAAGAUCACAUCCCUGCAUAAAGAGAUGGAGAAGGUAAAGCUAGACCAGAGGAGGCUCAACCAGGAACUGGACUUCAUCCUGUCCCAACAGAAGGAGCUGGAGGACUUACUUUGCCCGCUUGAGGAAUCUGUGAAAGAGCAGAGUGGAACCAUCUACAUGCAGAAUGCCGAUGAAGAGCGUGAAAGAACGUACAAGCUUGCAGAGAAUGUUGACGCACAGCUGAAGAGGAUGUCCCAGGACCUGAAGGAGAUUAUCGAGCACCUCAACACGUCCAGUGGCUCAGGAGACACCAGUGAUCCACUGCAGCAGAUUUGUAAAAUUCUCAAUGCCCACAUGGAUUCUCUACAGUGGAUCGACCAGAAUUCAGUGCUACUGCAGAGACGAGUGGAGGAUGUGUCCAAACUGUGCGACAACCAGCGCAAGGAGCAGGAGAAGACCUUUCGUUUAACAUUUGACUGAUGCGAAAUAAGUAUACUGGCCUGUGUGUACGUUAACAUUGUGCUAAUAUCAUUAGUCAAGAUGUCAUCGAUUUGCAAUCGUCCCAAUUUCUGUUCAAACUGCAUUCCCCAACUUGUAGGUCAUACAGAGAUAUUAAAAUAUUUUCAAGGUAUUUUCAACGCAGUAGUUUUUAUAUACAGUUGUGAAAGUGGUCAUUUAUUUCCAUGUAAAUGCUUUACUUGUUCAGGGAGUGAUUAAAUAAAUCUUUCAAUGAAGGUUAAA
Molecule: messenger RNA, 2247 nt
Organism: Solea solea (common sole)
Lineage: Eukaryota; Metazoa; Chordata; Actinopteri; Pleuronectiformes; Soleidae
Gene: nup62l
Product: nucleoporin 62 like
Exons: 3
Coding region: 94-1986 (630 amino acids)
Biological process (GO): protein import into nucleus; RNA export from nucleus
Cellular component (GO): nuclear pore; nuclear pore central transport channel
Molecular function (GO): structural constituent of nuclear pore; phospholipid binding
Source: RefSeq, a predicted model, not a curated record